AUGAAACUGGGUCUUGAUGUCGACGUUCACGUUCAGAACACGGACAGCACAAAGUCAAUAAAUGAUGAUUUAACACUUAAGAAAAAGGAUACGGAUCGAUUCAACGGCAUUAAUAAUGAACGAAAAAAUAGCAUAACAUUUUCAAUGAAACGAAAGGAUGCUGAAAAAUUGGUCAAAUACGUUUCGGAACAUGUUGAACUUGAAGGCGAUAUCAUCAAUCCGAAACCAGUCGAUGUAAAAUUAGUUACAUUUGGCUCAUUAAAAUCUGAUACAAAAUGA
Didymodactylos carnosus is the source of this 279-nucleotide messenger RNA. NCBI's taxonomy places the organism in Eukaryota, Metazoa, Rotifera, Eurotatoria, Philodinida, Philodinidae. The record is from the annotation of a GenBank genome assembly.